Molecule: messenger RNA, 910 nt
Organism: Rhagoletis pomonella (apple maggot)
Lineage: Eukaryota; Metazoa; Arthropoda; Insecta; Diptera; Tephritidae
Product: putative alpha-L-fucosidase
Exons: 4
Coding region: 180-890 (236 amino acids)
Biological process (GO): fucose metabolic process; glycoside catabolic process
Cellular component (GO): lysosome
Molecular function (GO): alpha-L-fucosidase activity
Source: RefSeq, a predicted model, not a curated record
CUCUCAGUGGCAAACUGAUCUUCCAAUAAACAAGUGUAGAUUUUGUUUUCGCUUCGCUGUGUUUCUGUAUACCCGCUUAUUGUUUAUCUGCUCGUUCGCGCGCAGCUGUGUGUCAUAAAUACUUACAUAUAUCAUCACAUUAAUUCGAAGAUCUUAGUUUUAUUAUAAAUUCGGAAGCAAUGCUCCGCCGGCAUCAUUGUGUAUUUUUCAUUUAUUUAAUGAUUAUUAACGCAUCAGCAUUAGAACGUUAUGAACCGAAUUGGGAUAGUCUCGAUAAGCGUCCAUUGCCCAGCUGGUAUGAUAAGGCAAAAAUUGGCAUUUUCAUUCAUUGGGGUGUAUAUUCAGUGCCCAGCUUUGGUUCCGAAUGGUUUUGGACCGACUGGAUAAAUUUACGAUAUCCCAAUUAUUUAAGCUUUAUGAAAAACAAUUACAAGCCAAACUUCUCUUAUCAAGAAUUUGCUCACGAAUUCACAGCUGAAUUAUUCAACGCUACAAAAUGGGCUCUUCUUUUUCGCGACAGUGGAGCGAAAUAUGUGGUUUUAACCAGUAAGCAUCAUGACGGUUACACGCUGUGGCCGUCUUCAGCUUCCUUCAGUUGGAAUUCUAUGGAUAUCGGUCCAAAACGAGAUAUUAUUCGUGAACUUUCUUCCGCGAUUCGCAAAGAGACAACACUCAAGUUUGGUUUAUACUAUUCACUUUUCGAAUGGUUCAAUCGGCUAUAUAUCAAUGAUAAAUUGCAUAUAUUUUUGGAACAAAAUUAUGUAAAUAGAAAAUUGCGCCCAGAGCAAAUUGAAUUGGUAAAUGAGUACCUACCAGAAAUCCUAUGGUCAGACGGGGAUUGGGAGGCACCGUCGAAAUAUUGGAAGUCGGAAGAAUUUAUUGCUUGGUAAAUUUCAUUUGUUCUCUUUAC